Messenger RNA from Ananas comosus (pineapple), 1158 nucleotides. Its product is annotated as alpha carbonic anhydrase 7-like. Lineage: Eukaryota; Viridiplantae; Streptophyta; Magnoliopsida; Poales; Bromeliaceae. Gene Ontology annotation, molecular function: zinc ion binding; carbonate dehydratase activity. The record is from RefSeq and is a predicted model, not a curated record. The transcript has 7 exons. Bases 40 to 891 code for a protein of 283 amino acids.
UCCAGCAGCAGCAGCAGCAGCAACAACAACAACAACAACAUGCCCCUCCUCAGCAAUCUCAUUACCACCAUCUCCCUCGUCUCCCUCCUCCUCUCCGUCCCUUUUUCCACCUCCCAAGAAGUUGAUAAUGAGAAGGAGUUUAGCUACGACGAAGAGAGCCCAAAGGGGCCUCAGCACUGGGGACAGAUCCACGAGGCAUGGGCCGCGUGUGGGAGGGGUCGCGCGCAAUCCCCUAUCGAUAUCCUCUGCGGCAGGGUUCAAAUAGACCCUUCGCUGGGGACGCUGCAGCGUUAUUAUACGCCUUCUAAUGCCACCUUAAAGAAUCGCGGCCACGACAUUAUGCUCCAAUGGGAGGCUGACGCGGGGGCGCUAUGGAUCGGUGGGACUAAGUAUGAUCUCAAACAGUUGCAUUGGCACUCUCCCUCCGAGCACGCCAUCAAUGGCCAGAGAUACUCUCUGGAGAUGCAUAUGGUUCAUCAGAGCGCUGAUCAGAAGAUCGCCGUGGUCGGGAUUUUGUACAAGACCGGUCGGUCCGAUCCGUUCAUAGCAGGGUUGGAGCCGUACAUAAAGAAGAUCGCUAACACACAUGAAGCAGAGGAAAAGGUUGGAGUUGUGGAUCCGAGUAGCCUAAAGAGGGGAGGCAGGAGCUAUUACAGAUACAUGGGCUCGCUCACAACCCCACCUUGCACCGAGGGAGUGGUGUGGACCAUCAUCAAGAAGGUGCGUACGGUGUCGGAGGAGCAGGUGCAUCUGCUGAGAGAAGCUGUCAACGACGGCUUCGAGAUGAACGCAAGACCCAUCCAGAAGAUUAAUGAUAGAAUUGUCAGCUUAUAUCAACCUCGAAAGUUACAGAUUUUGGAGGAGGACAUUGUUCGUGUCGAAACAUAUUGAAUAUAUAUAUGGAUGGAUGGUAACACGACCCUUAGAUCUGCUUACUAGAAUGGAUGAUAUCUAAAGCGUGUACGGGCACUUUAAUUUCCUCUGUUUAAUGGUUGUAAAAGUAUGUUGCUGUUUGUAAUUUGUAAGCUGUUACUCGUGUUGCGGCAUUUGUGCCAUAUCGUCCCAUAUAUAUGUUUUGUGUAAGAGAUUAAUUUGUCUUUAAUUAUGAACGUGCACGAAGCAUCAUUCAGCUGGUAUAAACAUCGUCACUCUUCGGUA